AUGCCCGGCGAGGCUUUGGAAAUUUUCAAGUCAAGUUCAAACCAGAAGCAUAGCUCAAUGACUGCAAAUCCACGACAGCAACAGUGGCAUCAGACCAAAAACGUUGGCACCGAAAAGGACGCACUGCGUCAUAUGUGUGAGCAUUGCGGUUAUAGAACUCGCAUACGCGGAAAUUUGAAAGUGCACACACGUCGUCAUACUGGGGAGAAGCCCUUUCGCUGUAACAUAUGCGAUGCUUCUUUCGUGGCGCGAUACCAAUUGACCACACACAACGAACGCCAUAUGGACGCACAUCAGCGGCGCACUCGCUACAUGUGCAAGGAUUGCAAUGUAGGAUUUCUCAGUGCGCGUGCUCUUUAUCAUCACAAGCCGCUCCAUGCCGAAGAUAAGCAGUAUAAGUGUGCAUCGUGUGAUAAGUCCUUUGCACAGGCAGCUGGCUAUGCGCAGCACAAACGUUGGCAUCGCCAGCGUUACGGGCGAGCAACUGCCAUAACCAACUUAAAAGUGCCACUGGCAAUCGAGACAAAUAAUUCAAAUUAG
Drosophila novamexicana is the source of this 540-nucleotide messenger RNA. RefSeq names its product zinc finger protein 723-like. Lineage: Eukaryota; Metazoa; Arthropoda; Insecta; Diptera; Drosophilidae. The record is from RefSeq and is a predicted model, not a curated record. Gene Ontology annotation, molecular function: DNA-binding transcription factor activity, RNA polymerase II-specific; RNA polymerase II transcription regulatory region sequence-specific DNA binding. Bases 1 to 540 code for a protein of 179 amino acids. The transcript is spliced from 2 exons. Gene Ontology annotation, cellular component: nucleus. Gene Ontology annotation, biological process: regulation of transcription by RNA polymerase II.